CUGUAAUCAUCAUCAUCAUCCCUGACGGAGAAAAACAAAAACUCGAUCCAUCGUCCUCACCACCACCACCUGAGUGAAGAAGGAAGAAGGAAAAAAAAAGAAACAGAGGUGGCCAGUCGGUUUGGUUUGGCCUGGUUUUGAUUGGUUGGUGCGUGCCGGUAAGGGGGUAACACGUGGCCCCUAGGCGCCAGCCAGCCAAGACCUGGAACGGAACCAGGCUAAGCCGAGCCAUGUCUUCUGUUCAUUACAAAUUCAAGAGCUGUCUCAAUUAUGACACGGUCACCUUCGACGGCCUGCACAUAUCCCUGGCCGAUCUCAAGAAGGCCAUUAUCCAACAGAAGAAGCUGGGCAAGUCGGUGGAGUUCGAUCUACAGAUCACCAACGCCCAAAGCAACGAACGUUACGUUUGUGAUGAUGCUCUCAUACCGAAGAAUGCGUCUGUCAUUGUUACCAGAGUUCCAGUGAAUGAGCCACAACGGUCACAAAUGAGAACAUGGCUACCACGAAGUGAUGACUACCGUAAAAGUCCAAACAACCAAGACUUCAUGCAUGACCGCCUCAGUCAGACACCAGAUCUCGCCAAUGCUGAUGCAUCUGAGAAUGACAAGAUUGAAGCAAUGCUGGCACAGUCCAAGUUUUUUGACCCUUUGAGUUACAGUAAGGGCAAGGCUUUGUCAGGUACACCCCCUCUUGGUUAUGUAUGUUUCAAAUGUGGUAAACCGGGCCACUAUAUCUACUCCUGUUCCCUGAAAGGGGUAAGUAUUUUGUCACCCUCUUGUUUGUUUUUAUUGUCCUCAAUGUUAAGGCUGCAAGCUUGCAGAAUUGUUAGCAUGCCGGGCAAAAUGCUUUGUGUUAUUUCGUUCGUGUUUAUGUUGUGAGUUCAAAUUCUACCAAGGUCAACUUUGCUUUUGGGGGUCA
Messenger RNA from Octopus bimaculoides (California two-spot octopus), 918 nucleotides. RefSeq lists its product as uncharacterized. Gene Ontology annotation, biological process: protein ubiquitination; mRNA processing; ubiquitin-dependent protein catabolic process. The record is from RefSeq and is a predicted model, not a curated record. NCBI's taxonomy places the organism in Eukaryota, Metazoa, Mollusca, Cephalopoda, Octopoda, Octopodidae. Gene Ontology annotation, molecular function: ubiquitin protein ligase activity; nucleic acid binding; zinc ion binding. Gene Ontology annotation, cellular component: nucleus.